Messenger RNA from Centruroides sculpturatus (bark scorpion), 1048 nucleotides. RefSeq lists its product as uncharacterized. Bases 511 to 1017 code for a protein of 168 amino acids. NCBI's taxonomy places the organism in Eukaryota, Metazoa, Arthropoda, Arachnida, Scorpiones, Buthidae. The transcript has 2 exons. The record is from RefSeq and is a predicted model, not a curated record.
CUAUGUCUUUGUAUAAGAGGUAAAUGUAAAUAUUUUUCUAAUUCUUGACCGAAACAUUUGUUUGUUUAAAAUUAAUAAAUUCUAAAUUUUUUUUUUUUUGUUUAAAAAAAACCUUUAAGAACCACAAGUGACAUUCACUCUUUAAUUCCGACUUCGAUAGAGUUUAAAAAAACAGAGAAAACCAGAGAAUUAUUUUCACUAUUUCUUACUCAUUUCACUUCACUUCACUAUUUCUCACUAUUUAAAAAGAAACUGAUUAAAUUAAUUAAAACAUAUAGAAAAGAAUUUACAAGUAAUGAAUUUAAGAAGAUUGUCAAUUUUAAUAAUGUACGUAUUCCACAACUUAAUAUUCGACUUAAAACCCACAAGAUUGGACAGAUUUUUAGACCUUUAGUAGAUUUUAAAUAUUCAGUAUUGUAUAAUUUAGAAUAUUAUAUAAAAAAUUAUUUGCAGUGUAUCCCCGACUCUAAAUAUACUAUAAAAAAUGCAGAUCAAUUGAUCUCAAGAUUAAUGCAAGGUCAAAGUAAAGACACUUAUAGAUUUUUAAGUCUGGAUAUAAAAUCUAUGUAUCCUUCAAUAAAUUGGAAUUUUAUUAUGGAAAGUUUAAAAUAUUAUCGCCAAAGAGACGGGAUCGCAAUGGGAUCAGUAAUUGGCCCAAAGCUUGCCGAUAUUUGUAUGGCAUCAAUAGAUGAAAAAAUCUUCCAGUACCAAGGUAUUGUUUUUUAUACUAGAUAUGUGGAUGACAUAUUAGUUUUGUACGACUCAAAUAACGUUACAGCUGAAAAUAUCAAGGAUUAUGCAAAUAGUUUAAAUAAGAACAUUAAAUUUACUUAUGAAGAAGAAAAAAAUUAUGAAAUUAAUUAUUUAGAUGUAAUAAUCACAAGAAAAAAUGAAACAUUGCUGUUCCGAAAAUACGAAAAAAUAUGUAAUAAUAAUAAGGUGAUUAAUUACAAGUCAUAUUCUUCUAUAGGAAUAAAAAGAAAUGUUUUUUUUGAUGGAAUUAAAGAAAAUAUUUAAUAGAACAACUUUAAAAAAAUAUAUUGAAAUU